GGUGCAUCUAAAUGGUUCCUGGGGUCUGGGAUCCUCACAAUGUGAAAGGUUCUGUGUUAGUUGUCCUUUUGUGUAGCUCUCAGUGAGCACAAAUAGCAGAUACCGUAUCAGUGCAGGUGUACAGUGAACUCCUGUGUUGCUAGUGUGAUGGCACUGUGUAAGGUUGUUUGUGAGGAAAUGUUGUUUUAGUAUCAGAUGAUCACAUGAUCCAUCUGAAUCAGUUCUAUAGAUCGGUCACGGUUAUGGAAAAUACGAAUGAGCCAUAAAAUGAAGCGUGGAAACGAAGAUGCCUGCGACGGCGCAAAUGAGGAGCAAGUGUCCACAGAACAGGACGGAUCCAACGAUGAACAGAGUUCCAAAAACAAUGCUCACGCUGAAGAUUCGUCUGAUUCGAGCAGCAAGUCGUCUGUGAAGCGGAUGCGCUCCGAGGAGCAGGAGGUUCGGUUGCUGAUUCCGAGCAAGAUGGCUGGAGCUAUCAUAGGAAAAGGAGGCCACAACAUCCAAAAGCUACGGACAGAGUAUCAAGCCCAAGUGAAUGUAGGCGACUGUACUGGCCCCGAACGUGUGCUUACCAUUGGUGGCGAUAUGGAGACGGUGACGAAAGUAGUGAAGGAUGUGAUGAAGCAUCUUGAUCGGGCCGGCGAUAAUGAGUACGAGUUGAGAAUACUGAUUCAUCUCAGCCUGGCAGGAUGCGUCAUCGGCCGCGGUGGAAGCAAAAUAAAGGAGAUCAAGGAUGAAAUCGGCUGCCGGUUGAAAAUCUUCUCUAACAUACCACCGCAAAGCACAGACCGCAUUGCCCAGGUGAUAGGCAGCGAGGAGCAGUGUCUGAAAACGCUGAACGAGAUCAUCAAACUGAUCAAGGGCACACCGAUCAAGGGCCCGGUGCAUAACUAUGAUCCGCACAACUACGACGACAUGUACGCGGACGAGUACGGCGGCUACGGUGUCGGUGGGGGCGGCGGCGGUGGCAGCGGUGCCUUCCGUAACGGUGGCCGCAAUGCUGGCGGUGCGGCACCCGGCAGCGGUUACGAUCGGCGCGGCGGCGGUGGGGGCGAUCGGUACGAAGAUCGUGGCCGCGCCAACCGCGGUGGCGGCUACGAUCGCGGCAACGAUCGGGCGAACCGUGGUGCCGGGGCCGGUGUGGGCGGAGGCGGCGGCGGCGGGAUGAGGGACAGGGAUUACAUUAACCCGUGGGCUAAUCCCAUCAACGGCAAUAAUAUGGGUGGCAGCUUUGGCGGUGGCAACAGUCUAGCGCUCAGCAAUCUCGGCAGCUUGAAUCUGGGCGGCGCGGGCGGCAACCUCGGCAACGGCAGCCUGGGAAGCUUCGGCGGCGGCAACAACGGUGCUAUGGAUAACAAAACCUCAACGCAGGUCACAAUACCCAAAGAUCUUGCUGGUGCCAUUAUCGGCAAGGGAGGUGGCCGAAUACGUCGCAUUCGGAAUGAGUCGAACGCUUUCAUCCAGAUCGACGAAGCCUUGCCCGGGUCGAACGAUCGGAUCAUCACGAUUACCGGCACACCGAAGGAAAUUCAGGCGGCGCAAUAUAUGCUACAGCAAAGCGUUCGCGAAAACUUGAGUGGCGCUGGAUCAGGUGGUUUCAAUCGCAACUAAAUAAAUGGUGGUGCAAUCUGAACAGUGUGUGCAUGUGCGCGCGUAAUCCAGCUCGAGCGCUCGUCCGCGUUCCCGCCAGCAUGUUGAAGAAUGUAACAUUGUUUUAAGUACGUAAGAAAUAUUGCGAACUUUUAGACAUGGUUUAGGACAGAGGUUGGAAAAGAACAUUAAGCAAGCCUAGUCUUCUUCUCCUAAGCGGGGGCGCGCGUGUUUUGUCAGCAACAGAAAGAAAACAGCAUGGAGGGUAGAACUACUACAAGAAGUGUAUGCUUUUACUGUUUAACUACAAUAGAUUUUAUCUCAAUAGCAGCAGUAGCAGCGGCAAACAGGCGCGAAAAUCCCCUAAAUAAGAGCAUUUUUACAUUUGAUAACUGUGUACGGUACGGUACGGUCAUUCUACGGUGUAGUAUAAGCAUUUCAUUUGCCUUUGAUGUCCUUCCGCUACACUUUUUACUUAACGGAAAGCAGAGAAGAUCACUGUUAUCAUGGCAAAAAACAGUUCUUUUCAAUAACUACAGUCAGCCACCAUUCGGCUUCACUAUUUCACUAUUUCUUAAUCAUGUCCCUAUCGUGACAAUGCUAUUAUAUGUCGCGCUUUUGCUAGGAUGCUGAUGUGCUUGUAGGUUGUGUGGGGAGUGGGACGACCAUAGGAAAUAUGAUUUUACCUAGUGCAUCACUAGCGAACCAUUACACUGGUUCCGCGCAUUAUUGAUAAUACGGGCAUUUUCUUACAGAUUAGUGCAUCGCAUCGGCAGUUUAAAAACCGGCAGGGUAAUAUAGUUUAGUCUUUACGUUCAUCCUUAGUUUCAGCGUCGUCUUUUGCAGUCAGAAUGGAAUAGAGAGAAAGAGAGAGAAGGAGAGAAUUUUACUGUUACUUACUAUUCCUCCCAGUAAUGCUCAGCGAGCGCGCUGGAUGAUGGAUAUUUGUGAAUCCAUGAAAAGGAAACAUUUUUGUCCUCUGAAACAUACAAAAACUAAACACACAUACACACAGGUACGCCAAGUGUCUUUUUUGAACCAGCGAAAUUCCCAGUAAUCUCAUGAAUUAAAUAAAAUCGAAAUAAAAAGCGCAAUCGCUGCAAUUAAGUCGUGUAGGCCUUCAAGAUUACGCUAAUCCUCCGACCCUAUUCAAUACAUCUAAACAACAACUCGCUAACAAGAGUUAGUAGGAAGCCAAAACCGCAUUUUCUACCGAUUUGCUCCCUCUUUCUGCUCCCAAAUAUAGUACGUGCAUCAUAUGUCCAGUGUGUAGAAUAGAUGUAACGAGAUGAAGUGAAGGGGGGGCAGUUACGACCCCAAUCCCCGAGUGCAUUUUUUGACCACAGUAUGUUCUACUUCCAUUUACGAUAAGAGAUGAUGAACUUAACCGUAUAAUCAACCAUCCAACCAGCCAUCCAAUGAACCAAAACAGCGGCUCUCACACACUCGACAAAUGCACACUUAACUACUCACAAAAUAUUACACACAUUUACCUAUUUUCCAGGCUCCGUUCUCGGGGGCUUGGGAAGAGUAUGUGUGUGUGUUCUUUUAAUAAUAACCAGUACGAUUUCAUCUCUUAAAACAACGUCUUUGUGUGUGCGUGUGAGUGUAUGUGUCGCCGCGUGUCAGUCAGUGUGUGAGAUUAGGAAAGCAUAGGCAAUACAGCGAAAAUAAAAUAAAAUAAAAAAUCGCGCCAUUACACAGUUACAUUCAAUUGUAGUUGAAUACAUACAACUCUCACUCUCUCUCUCUCACCCAACCAAGCAUACCAAAUGUAUUGAAAGUGCUCUAAAACUCUAUGCGCUGUUAUUAGCGAUAGAACAAAAACAAAACCGUAAUGCAAGAAAAUAUAUAUAUUAGACGGGGUAAUAAGAAGCAAACGUGGUCUUUUAUGAGGUUCUGGACACAGGAGAAUGGUGUAUUAUUGAAAAGUUUGAAAUGAGAAAUGAGAGCAUGAGAAAAGGAAGAACACACAAACUCGCGAAAAGAGAGCGUGUGUGUGUGCGCGCGCGCUUUACAUUGCGCCAAGUCAUCUACAUACAUGAACCAUUGUUUUGAAACCGACAGACUAAGAAGUGUGGACGCAAAAACACGAAUUGUGUAGUAUUAAAAAUAUAUAAAUAGAGGAGAUCAUCUUGUUGUUCAA
Messenger RNA from Anopheles arabiensis, 3736 nucleotides. RefSeq names its product heterogeneous nuclear ribonucleoprotein K homolog (gene HnRNP-K). The record is from RefSeq and is a predicted model, not a curated record. Gene Ontology annotation, biological process: regulation of transcription by RNA polymerase II; regulation of mRNA splicing, via spliceosome. Bases 256 to 1611 code for a protein of 451 amino acids. Lineage: Eukaryota; Metazoa; Arthropoda; Insecta; Diptera; Culicidae. Gene Ontology annotation, cellular component: cytoplasm; nucleus. Gene Ontology annotation, molecular function: mRNA binding. The transcript is spliced from 10 exons.